AUGUCUUAUGUCAAGAGUAACCAAGAGCGGUAUCAGCAAUAUUCUGCCAUAGCCUCUCAGCUUCUGGCCCACAUCUCUAAACUCCUCAUGGCCCAUCGGAGGGCACGCAUCCCUGUGCAUAAGGGCAUUAGAUAUUUCUUUGAGUUUACCUGGGAAGAGCUCAUCACAGAUCCCAUGAUGCUACCUUCUGACAUCUUGGGUCUGGAGAUCAAUUUGGGGGCCCCUCCUGUGCCUGUGCAGUUGCCUCCUGUGCAGAUACCCAUUCAGAAGAAAUUGCCACCUUCAAGGUCAGCGCGAGCAUCCAGUGGUGCAGCCAAGCCCAUCAGUCUCUCUCCUACCCAGACACAUGCAGUUAUCAAUGGCCAAGAGACUCUGCAUAAGUUUCAAAGGCAGUCAGUUCGCCUACUGACAGAGUUCCUCAUUCUGCAAACAAAGGCCCUGAAGAAACAUGUAUCAGUAGGUGCCAAAUUCAAGGACAAUACAAGACACUUUGUGGAGGCCAGCCAACAGCUCCAUCUCAAUGCCAAGAAAACAGCCUCUGACUACUUCACUGGUAAAAUUGUAAGAAAUAGUGGACAACUGGGAAAAGGCAGACCCAAAACUGUGGAAGACAAAUCCCCAUCCAUAGUACGUGCACUCGUAGCUUCUCCCUCUCACGGUUUGGAGUUGAGUAACCCUUGCCCGGAGGCUUGGGAGAAGAUCCAGGAGAUAUGUCACCAUAUAGAAGCUGAAAGGGCCACGUGGAGCAGAAGGAAUAUCUCCUACCCAGUGAUAUUGCGAAACUACAAGACUAAGAUACCCAUUCAUCUAUUGGUAAGUGUCAAGUGGGAUUUGAGGGCUCAACAAAUUCAAUCCUCGAGUUCCAACCACCUUCAAAUUUAGGGUGUUCAUAUACCGACUCCCACCACCCAUCAGACUUCUGCUCACCACAAUCUUGAUGGUCACCGUUCUCAGAAGUCGAGAAGAGCCAAGAAGACUAUCAAAUUGCAUUACACCUCCUGUGACGGGUCCUCUUUUGUUUACUAUCCCUCUGGAAACAUCGCCAUGUGUCAAAUCCCCACAUGCUGCCGAGAAAAACCCAUCACUUGGCUUUUUGAUGAUGCACCAAACUUCUCCUUCCUGGCCCUGUUCAACGCUAAAGGCCAGGGCUGGGUUCAGUACAACGGAAAGGUCUGCUGUCCAUUUGUCUUGGUGUUGGAUGAGGAAGGUGGGACCACCAGUGACAAGAAGGGCUACGUAGUCCACAAGUGGAGCUGGAUUUCUAAGACAGAGACGUUGCUCUCACUGAAAUACAAGGUGAAUAAGCAAAUGGAGUUGACGGUGCUGGGGCAGGACUCCAUGACUGUCACCUUUACCUCCCUGAAUGAGACAGUAACACUCUCAGUAUCAGCCCACGAUUGUCCUCAUGGAGUUAUGCUCAAAAACCGGUUGACCACCAGAAUCAACUGCCUCGAUGAAAACCUGUCUAAAAAGAACCGAGCCCUAGCUGAGAUCAAGAAGCGAUUUCAGAAGACAAUAAGACAGUUUAUAAAUUCCAUCUUACUGUCAGCAGGUGUCCUCACAAUAGAAUAUCCCAUGAAAGAUAAAACACAAUUUGGUUGGCAUAAGCCAAAAUCUAUGCAUGGCCAGAGCACCAAGCUGAAUCUAUACUUGGGAGAAUUCUGUGUACGACCUCACUCGGCACGACCAGAAUCCUUCAUUAAAGGAUCUUUCAGAGAAGAAACAGUGCCUGUUCCUGUGACCCGUACUCUGAGGAAGACCCUCAAAAUCCACACCAAGCCUGUGGUCACAGCCAGGGCGAAGACCCAAGAGAUGAGGACGCACACUGAAUGGCCAGCAGCCUCACCCUGCGACUGCCCACUAGUGCUGCGGAAGCUCAUCUGCAAGGAGGACAUCGGGACAGGCUGCAAGUGUAUUUUGAAGGCACCCCUGGUGUCUGACAUGGAGCUGGAACGCUUCAUUCUGGCGCCCCGUGACCCCAGCCAGGUGCUGGUGUUCGGGAUCAUCUCGUUGCAGAACCCAGACAGAACCACCUACCUCCAGUGGCUGCUGGACACCCUUUAUCGUCACCUGCAACGGGGUCGUGGCUCACCUUGUAUUCAGUGCCGGCAUGACCCUUACCGCCUACUGCGGUAUGACCUGGACAGUCCCCUGCAGAACAAACCACCCCUGCUGGUGAAGAAGAAUGCUGUGGCUCAGGGCAUGGUUCUGAUGUUUAUUGGAGGUAGGCUUCUUUUUGGAGGUACUGUGUUUAAUGGCAAUGGCUUAAGCAAGCAGAACCUUGUGAAGGAAAUCUUCCAGGCUCAACAUAAGUGCAAUAUGGGCUACUUCCUGCCAUAUGACUUCAAGUUCAGUUCUUCCGCUUCUAUCUGGAGCCUGGUAGAUGCAGAAGCAUACCAGAGAAAAAUGUCUUAUAACAUUCAAGAAAGCUCAUCAUUGUCGUUGGUCCAAGAAGAUGUGACAGAAAAGAAGUCCUCUGUUGAGGAGGAGAAGCAGUACAUUUCCGCACCAGACCGUUCAGCAGAGUAG
This is a messenger RNA of Elephantulus edwardii (Cape elephant shrew), 2529 nucleotides long. RefSeq names its product chromosome unknown open reading frame, human C3orf20 (gene FAM194C). The record is from RefSeq and is a predicted model, not a curated record. The transcript is spliced from 14 exons. NCBI's taxonomy places the organism in Eukaryota, Metazoa, Chordata, Mammalia, Macroscelidea, Macroscelididae.